Nannizzia gypsea CBS 118893 is the source of this 1344-nucleotide messenger RNA. RefSeq lists its product as hypothetical. The coding region runs from base 1 to 1344 and encodes 447 amino acids. The transcript has a single exon. Gene Ontology annotation, cellular component: mitochondrion. The record is from RefSeq and is a predicted model, not a curated record. NCBI's taxonomy places the organism in Eukaryota, Fungi, Ascomycota, Eurotiomycetes, Onygenales, Arthrodermataceae.
AUGUCAAAUUCCUGCAGCCUUGUUGCGCUCUGCCGGGAGUCAACACAUCUCCCUUUUCUCUACCUUACUAGGACUCUAACAGCUCCAGUUCGACGACCACAGUCGAACCAGCCUCGCCGGCCAGCAGGCUAUCAAGAGAGAUGUCUGUUUUCGAAUUCCAGCCGAGACGAGCUACGAUCGUAUCCAGGGCGGCGGCAUGCGAACCCCCAAGCCUCAAUUUCUACUCCUACGCCCCGAAGUUCGAGAACGGCAGGCGGAUUUUCGGUAUCUCACAACGGAAACACAGCUCCAAACGGUAGUCAUCCAGCCCAAGAUAACCGGGAAAUAACAAAUAUCUUUAGCUCGGUUCUAAAGACAAUGAGUGAACUUAACAGCUCGAGCAACCGCCAGAAACUUCAGCAGCCGUUAGAUACCCUCUCUAAUUCUAAGUUGGAGAAAGCAAACAUGAAUGAUAAACUACACAACUUUCAAUUCACGGAAGUUGACCCGUCAUCACCAGAUGAAGCGAAAUUUGCCGGUAUUGAUCUUUCUGUUGCCGCAUUUGCUGUAGCAGAAACUGAAACAAAGAGAAUCUGCAAGAAGAUCGACGAUGCUGUGGUGGACGGGGAAGGCGAUCUCGGGAUCUGGAAAAUAUGCGAGAACAUGAUUUUUCCAAUGUUGAAGCAAGCAGGCUUGGAUGAAAUGCUGCCUUCCCGUUCGACGGCAAGGCUUUCCGGAACCGGUGAUAGUGCCGCUGGAGAUCUAUCCAACUGCCCUGACAAAAACAACAAUACUCCAUACCAACCAAUUCGUGUUCAUCCAGACAUACCUAUUGUAACUGUCGUACGACAUGUAUACCCUGCUACACUUCUCCAUGCUUUAAGGAUCCUUCAAAAUAAGUUUCCAAUGUCUCCGCUUACCACUCGAUUGUUUGAAAGUAUCCGAUCCCACGGACGAGCUUCGUUCAUCAUCGGGUCAUCAAAGGAACUCUUUCAUGAACUGAUAGAUUUCCGUUGGCGUGUUUACAACGACUUACCCUCUAUCGUAUCUUUACUGAAAGAAAUGGAGGAAAACGGUAUCGACUUUGAUAAGAGAACACUUGAGUUAGUAGAAAGAAUUCGGCAGCGUGGGGCACGAGAAAUAUUGAAAGCAAGGCAAUUUGAUGGACGAAACAAGAUUAGCAGUAUCAAGAGCAGGAGCAGGCGAACAGGCAGCAAUGCAGGUGUCAGCUGGUGGGAUUCGCCUGCAAUUCGAAAAGCGUACCGAGAACUUACCAGCUGGGCAAAAGGCAUGGAUGCACAGAUUCGAGAAUUUAAAGAAUUUGACGACAAGGCACAGGAGCUGUGGAGCAUCAAACGCCCAUAA